AUGGACAUAACAUUUGACCUUUCUUCCAAGCUGGAAAACAGAAUCGAUCAUGAGCUUUUUCAGGAUGACUCAGAAGACUUUCCUAUUCCCGGCAUGAGUCGACGAGCUUCUAUGACGCAGUCCAUGUCGGAAAUGUCUGGACUGAUGCAGCCGCCCACACCGAAUAUACAUGAUCUAAGCGAUCAAAAACUCGAUACGUCUCUCUCUAGGCGCAAAGAAAUACAGGAAAAUCAAUUCGAUAAUCUGAAUGAGCAGCUACUAGACCAGUCAGACUCGAUGGAAGCGCCUCCGCUCCCAGCCCCGAAACCAGAUGUAUCCGCCUCCCAUGAUCUUGCUAAUGAAAAUGAAGAAGGACAACAUACUUCUCUGGAUACAAUCUCUUUCGAAUCUCCGCCUCUGAAUGGGCUAGAAAGUGACCAUUCCUCCUCAUCCAUCUCUAUGCCUCCUUCACCAUCUGAAUCGUGUGCACAGAAUGCUUCUUCUUCAAAUGCUUCAUUCCGUCGAAACCAAAAAACAGGGUCUAUACCAGGAUCUCCUGUUGUCGUAAAUAACACUAUCCAGACUGCAACAACACCACUGCAGCCGCCUGCACCUGGUCGGACGGCGUUUACCGCUGCUACGACGGCCAUCCAAACUUCCUUCCGCGAAGAAUCCAUGACAAGUCGACUCUCCGGUGCUUCGACGCAUAGCGAGCAACAUCACGAACCGACAAGUACUUCUUCUUCUUCCACAGAUGAACCCUCGAUUGCUCAACUCGUCGCAUCCACGUCAAACAUGCCACAUGAGCACAUUGACCCUAAGCGGUUGAUGGCGUACCAGCAUCAAAUGAACGAGCGACUUACGCAAGAAAAUGAAAUUCUCAAGGUCCAAUGUGAAGAGUUGAUGAAGAUCAUGCAAAAGCACGACAAACAGAAAGAAGAGGACGAUCGGGCUCAGCUGGUAAAGCAGAUUGAAGGACUGAAUGCCGUGAUCGAAUCACAACAAACUGAUAUGGCCAGGAUCAAAGAGGAAGCUUCGCACGAUACCCCAUCUGAAUAUGAUCCGCUUCUUACCAAGAUUCGAUGUGCUCUAACGCAAGGGAACGCUGAAGUAAUGCAUAGCUGCAUUAAAGAACUGCAAGAGGCGGUACCUGGUAUGGACACGUCUGUGGACCCGGACAUGUUGCGUCCCAGUGAAUCGUUGCUGCUAAGUCGCAGUAGCUCAUCGUGGCGGCAUUCAACGCCGCACCGCAGCCAUGCUAUGGAAUCUUUGUGUCGAUCCGUGGCUUCCAUGUCAGUUGUGCAGGAUGCAUCAAGAGUCACGACAGACUUGAAACAAAUGCAACAAACCGUGCGCACACUAACACAAGAGUUGCAUGAAACGCGAACACAGCUAGAAGCGGCGUUGACACAGUCCACAGAUGCGAACGCGAGCAAGUUGCGCAUCGAGGCACGACUCGCUUCAGCGGUGGAUGAACUCGCGGACGUCAAGGAAAGUUUGGACAAGCGGCAUAAACAGUGCCAGGAACUAGAAUCUUUGCAGCAAAGCUUGCCACGUCCAGAUACUUCCUUGGACCAAAGCCUGCAGAAAGCACGGGCCGAUCUAGCCGCGGCUCACGCAUUGCAGCAGCAGGCACAGCAGCAGCAAACGUUGCUGCAAGAACAUCUCCGACUCGCGGGUGAGCGCUAUGACCGUGCCUGUGCUGAAGCUGAUAGCGCCCGGCACGCACGUAUGGAAUGUGAGACUCAGAUUGAUGAGCAGCUCCUGCAACUGCAUUCGCUACAAAAUCUGUUGGCGGAGCAACAUGCUGAACUAGGCCAGUUGCGUGGAGAGAAAGACCACAUGUGGAUGGAGCGUCGAGAGAUUAUGGAGCAACUCAACGUGUUUGAGCAGCGCUUGCGCGACGUGCGAACGGAGACGGAACAGUAUGGCUCGGAUCUUCGGGCGCUGCAGCAGAAGGAAGAUAUGCUCGCCAUGCGCGCGAGACAGAUGGACGAGGAAUGCGCGCGACUUGUGCGAAAGUACAUGGCUGAUGUACUCUCUGAAUGGCAGCCACGCCUGGAUGGACUGAAGGAACAAUGCCGCGCACUCAUCUUUCAAAAAGCAUACCUUUCACGCGCACUGCACUCGCAAACGUGGCUAGCAGACCGUGUGCGUUUGCAUAUGCAUAUACUGGCGCCCACCUUGAGGCGCUACGUGCCUGGGUAUGAGCCAUGGCCACCGAGAAAGAGGCGCUCAUGGCGUGCGGCAGUACGUGCCGUGCAAUUCGUUAUACGGCUUCGACAUGUAGAUUAA
Malassezia restricta is the source of this 2274-nucleotide messenger RNA. Its product is annotated as pericentrin-AKAP-450 domain of centrosomal targeting protein. Lineage: Eukaryota; Fungi; Basidiomycota; Malasseziomycetes; Malasseziales; Malasseziaceae. The transcript has a single exon. Bases 1 to 2274 code for a protein of 757 amino acids. The record is from RefSeq and is a predicted model, not a curated record.